This is a messenger RNA of Branchiostoma floridae (Florida lancelet), 2689 nucleotides long. Its product is annotated as polyubiquitin-B-like. Gene Ontology annotation, molecular function: protein tag activity; ubiquitin protein ligase binding. The coding region runs from base 573 to 2231 and encodes 552 amino acids. Gene Ontology annotation, biological process: modification-dependent protein catabolic process; protein ubiquitination. The transcript is spliced from 6 exons. NCBI's taxonomy places the organism in Eukaryota, Metazoa, Chordata, Leptocardii, Amphioxiformes, Branchiostomatidae. Gene Ontology annotation, cellular component: nucleus; cytoplasm. The record is from RefSeq and is a predicted model, not a curated record.
AAACCGGCAUUUCUCUGGCACUUCUGAGCAUGAAUAAUGUGUUUGGAGAUGACGUCACUAUCCAAGAUGGCGACGUAGGAGUCCAAAACUCAUGUCAUUCUCACAGAUUCGGGCGUUUUUUCCGUCUCAACUCGUCCAAUUGGUCCUGUAUCCACAUCGAGAUUAAAGCGCCGCCCCCCUCCCAAAAAUUAUGGCGCCGAGGAAGAGAAAACGCACAAACUUUCGCGCCAUUCCCGAGGAAGAUGGCGUCACCAUGUCGACAUUACGAGAACUUCUCGACAACCAAAAGACGGAGUUCACCAAUCUCAUGCAGCUGCAGGAGAAGAACUUCACAUCCCGUAUUGAAACGGUGAUGGACACAACCAACAGGCGAAUUGAUAACCUCGUCCGCGAAGUUCAGGCAGUCAAGGGAAGCCUGCAGUACUCACAGAGGGAGAUAGAGGGCGUGAAAUCCUCAUCCCAAGAACAGAAGCAGAGAAUCGAUGAAAUUGAGUCACAAAUCGCACAACUCAGAUCCGACAUAACCAUGGAACUAACGCGAGAUGACCACUCAUACAGCAAAUCCGGUAUAGAUGACCACUCGUACAGCAAAUCUGGUGGAGAUGACCGCUCAGACAGCAGACCCCAUAGAGAUGACCACUCGGAUAGCCAGUCCCAUAGAGAUGACCACUCAGACAGCCAAUCUCAUAGAGAUGACCUCUGGGACAUUGACUUUGACUUCUCAGACAACCAAGUCGGUAGAGAUGACGACUUUGACAGCCAAUCUCACACUAGAGAUGACCACUCUGAUAGCCAAUCUCACUAGAGAUGACCACUCGGACAGCCAAUCUCAUAGAGGCGAUCUCUCGGACAGCGAGUCCUACCGUAGCCGCAGUUCACUUAGUUAUAACAUUGAUAAUGACAGCACUUUAUACCAGGAUUAUUAUCAGGAUGACUAUGAGAGCGAUCAUCAGGAGGACUAUGAUCAUGAGAAUGAUUACCCGAGUGAUAAUCAGAUGCGUGACGUGUUUGAUGAUGAGAGCGAUGAUGAUGAUUCUGAUGUGGCGAGGGCGAGUGACAUGUGGCAACUUUCUGUCAAGGGACCAGAUGGAAGCACCAUUUUCGUACGGAUCCACAAGGAUGCCACAGUGGAUGAAGUGAUCAGCCAGGUCAGCAAGAGGAAAGGCACACCUCUGGAGCACCUGCGUGUCAUGUACACAACCGAGCUGCUGGAGUAUGGCCAGGGCAAACAUCUGUCUGACUACCACAUCCAGGACAUGUACACACUACACUACGUUAUAGAUAGAGGAGGGCCUCCUUCAGACAGGCAGACCUGCUCCGACCCGCAGGAACACCAGGAGGAGACCACCAAUGAUCCUGAUGUGGACGAGAACAGCAACAUUUGGCAGCUUUCUGCCAAGCUGAACAGCACAAGUUCUCAUUGUAUACCUAUAAAGAUCCACAAGGAUGCCCCGGUGGAUGAUCUGAUCGAAAAGAUCAGUGAGAGAAACAAGGUACCCAUCGAGUCACAGUCUGUUGUCUUCACCACCAAGCGACUGGAGUACGGCCAGGGUUAUCAUCUGUCUGACUACGGUAUUCAAGACAAGUCCACCUUGUUAGUUGUCCUGCGUCUGAAAGGGCUUUCUUCUAACAGCCCCACCUCAAGCACUAUGUGGCAACUUACUGUUAAGGACCAGGCUGGACUUACAUGUCAUAUCAAGAUCUGCAAGGAUACCCUUGUGGAUAAACUGAUAGAUAAGGUCGGUGAGCUUUACGGUUCUCGUCGUGAGCGCCUGCGAUUCCUAUACAUGGGAGACAAGCCACGUCACCUGGAGUAUGGGAAGGGGAAACGUCUGUCCGACUACGGCAUCAAAGACAAGUCCACCAUUGAAGUCUUCUUUCGCAUCGGAGGGCCUCCUUCAGACAGCCACACCCCUCAGGAGGAGCAACAGGAAGAUGUUAAGGUCGCUGAUGCCUCUGAUGUCAAGAAGGGCAGUAACAUGUGGCAGCUUACUGUUCGGCAGCUCAGUGGACACAAGGAUGAUAUAGUCAUCCACAAGGAUGCCACUGUAGAUGAACUGUUGGGUAAGAUCAGUGAGAGGAGUGGGGUUCCUGCCACACAGAUACUCCACGUCUUGUACAAGGGCCAGAAACUGUACCAGGGUAGACACCUGUCUGACUACCCUCUUCAGAACAACUCCACACUAUUCCUCGCACUGCGGCUGGGAGGACCUCAACCCAAACCCACAUAACUUUUAACUCCUUCAGUCAGGUUUAUACCAUGGUAUUACAUGGUAUGACAAAAUGUGACAGUGCUUACUAUAUCAUGACUUUACUUUCAUGAUGUUGCUGUAAGGACAUGCAGGGAUUCUGACAAUCUAGUACAGGUUUACACGAUGUUACUGUUGAUAUUAAAUAUAUUAAUAUUAUGCAAAUAUUAAUAAUCAUACUCUGUCUUCAUGGUCUAAUUUGAGCAUAGAACAGUGACACACAAAUACUGCCCCUCAAAUUACAAAGAUACUAGAACUUUCUAAUUAACAUCAGUGUUUCCUUCUUGAAGUAAGUACUAUCUGACCAGUAAACAGUCCCAUAUCUCAUUUAUUUUGUCCAUGUAAUCCUUUGUUAAUGUAGAUAACAAAGUGUUAAAAGAAUAGAACAUAAGUGAGCUACUUACAAAGUCGUUACAUGCAGAAACAGGUACAACAAUAAA